AUGAAUAUUUCCAGACCUUCACUCCUAAGUACAGGCAGCGCAAAGGGCAACUUCCGGUUUCUGUCCUCUACGCAGCCCAGAACCAAUGAUACCUCAGAUACCUUUCAGCCUACCAACCGGCUCUUGGGUCGAACAUGCAUGAUCACAGGUGGAACUUCAGGCAUUGGAUUUGCGAUUGCACAAAGAUUUCUCCACGAGGGCGCAUCAUCAAUUAUCCUCGUUGGCAGGUCCCAAGAGCGUCUUGAAGCAGCAGCCGCGAAUCUCCGGUCCUCAGACAAAGUGCGACUACUUGUCGGGGAUGUUGCAGAAGCCGGUACAUGGAUGCGUGAACUCGAAAAGGAAAUGACAAAUGUGGAUGUCCUUGUCAAUGCAGCAGGAAUCUCCGUUACAAAUAUUCUUCCCCGAUGCGAGCUGGAGGAUAUUUCCAAAAUUCUCCGCACAAAUCUCGAGGGCGCUAUACUAACCUCCCGAGCAUUGAUGCGCGCCGCAAUCCGCAGUCGCGUGCGCAACCGUAAUGCCGCGGACGGAGGCAAAAGGCUUUCGAGAUGUAUUAUCAACAUCUCCUCACUAUUGGCCCUGAAGGCAGGAACAGGAGCUGUGCCAUAUGCUGCGUCAAAAGCUGGUCUUUUGGGACUGACCCGAUCGGUGGCGGUUGAGGCAUCGGCCUCGUUGAAGGAUGUUGUCAUUCGGUCUAACGCCAUUCUGCCUGGAUAUAUUGAGACUCCUAUGAUUGCAGACUUUACUCCUGGUGAAGUGGGCAGGCUUAACGAUACUAUACCUCUUCAUCGAUUUGGAAAACCGAGUGAAGUGGCCGAUGCCGCUGUCUUCCUUGCGCAAAACGAAUAUGCCAACAACUGUGUGCUUAAUCUUGAUGGCGGGUUAAGUGCAGUCUGA
Messenger RNA from Penicillium odoratum, 894 nucleotides. RefSeq names its product SDR family NAD(P)-dependent oxidoreductase. The record is from RefSeq and is a predicted model, not a curated record. The transcript has 3 exons. The coding region runs from base 1 to 894 and encodes 297 amino acids. Gene Ontology annotation, molecular function: oxidoreductase activity, acting on the CH-OH group of donors, NAD or NADP as acceptor. Lineage: Eukaryota; Fungi; Ascomycota; Eurotiomycetes; Eurotiales; Aspergillaceae.